Messenger RNA from Xenopus laevis (African clawed frog), 2089 nucleotides. RefSeq lists its product as uncharacterized. The transcript has 11 exons. The coding region runs from base 163 to 1926 and encodes 587 amino acids. NCBI's taxonomy places the organism in Eukaryota, Metazoa, Chordata, Amphibia, Anura, Pipidae. The record is from RefSeq and is a predicted model, not a curated record.
UCACUCCUCUCACUCCUCCCCUUGCAAAAAUUCAGUUUCACUUUCAUUUGAAACAUGUGAAGGCAAUAAAAGUGUGAGCAAGAACAGACUGGCACACAAAACAUACUGAGAGAGAAAAGGAACAGAGAAAGAUAGAACCGAGGAUACAAAGUAGAUAUAAACAUGAGCGCAAAAAUCCAUAUGAAGGAUCCGAUCUGCCUGAUAGAGAACAGGAAUGGCCAUGAGUUUUUAAUUAAUGCAGAAGCAGAAGAGAUUCUGUCUCAGAUCACGGAUCCGGUGGUUGUUGUGGUGAUUGUUGGGAAAUAUCGGACAGGAAAGUCUUAUCUGAUGAACAAAUUAGCAGGAAGUAAAACUGGUUUCCAGCUAGGGUCCACUAUUCAAUCAAAGACUAAAGGGAUCUGGAUGUGGUGUGUUCCUCAUCCUGUCCAACCCUCUCAUACCCUGGUGUUGUUGGACACAGAGGGACUGGGGGAUAUAGAAAAAGGUGACAGCAAAAAUGAUGCCUGGAUCUUCUCUCUGGCAGUUCUGUUAAGCAGUAACUUAGUAUAUAACAGCAUGGGAACCAUCGACAACCACGCAAUGGAGCAGCUACACUACGUGACAAACCUGACAAAACUGAUAAAGCUAAAGACAAAUCCAGAAGGAGAGGAUAAAAAUGAAUCUGGUGAAUUCAAGCGCAUAUUCCCAUCAUUCACAUGGUGUGUGCGAGAUUUCAGCCUCAUAUUAAAGAUUGAUGAAAAGGAAAUCACAGAAGAUGAAUAUCUAAUGAACUCCCUCAUACUCAAGAAAGGUACUGAUAAGAAGAUUCAAGAUUACAACCUGCCAAGGGAGUGCAUCCUUCACUACUUUCACUCACAUAAAUGUUUUGUGUUUGACCGACCUUCGUCUAAAAAAAACCUUCAACGUCUGGAGGAGCUAGAAGAGCGGGACCUGGAAGAAGAAUUUGUGGAACAAACUCAAAAGUUCUGUGAUUAUAUACACAAACAAGGGAUAGUCAAAACUCUUCCUGGUGGUCUCUUAGUCACUGGAAGAAUGCUGGCAUAUCUUGUUAACCUUUACAUAGAGACCAUUAAAAGUGGAUCAGUCCCCUGCAUAGAGAAUGCUGUCCUUGCACUGUCAGUAAAAGAGAACACUGGGGCUGUGCAGGAUGCCUUGAAAAUGUAUGAAACUUGCAUGAAUGAUCAGGUGGCCAGAUUUCCGACAGAGACACUGGAGACGUUUCUGCAGAUGCACCAGGAUUGUGAGAAGGAGGCUCUGAAGGUCUUUAUGAAACGUUCCUUCAAUGAUGAGAAUCAAAAGUUCCAACAAGAAUUCAAGGAACUAUUAGAUGGGAAAAUGAAGGAAUUUUCCGCACUUAAUGAGAGCAAAUCUACAGAGCGUUGUCAAAUUAUCAUUCAGCAAUUAAGUGCAGCUCUGGACCAAAGAAUAUCCCAGGGAGAGUUUUUAAAACCUGGAGGACACAUAUUGUUUUUGGAAGAGAAGAGGACAAUUAUGGCAAAGUAUGACACAGCCCCACAGAAAGGCCUAAAGAGCCUUGAAGUACUACAGGAAUUUAUGAAUAACCUGAAGGCAAUUGAAGCUACCAUCCUCCAAGCAGAUGAGAGCCUAACAGCAAAGGAAAAACAGAUUGCAGAGAGUCAGGCUGAGGCAGAGGCAGCAAAAAGGCAAAGGCAGAUUCUUGAAGAGCAAGCGAGGUCCCUACAAGAAAGCCUGGAAAAUCAGAAGAAGAGUUAUGAGCUGCAUGAGAAGAUGUUAAUAGAGAAGAUGGAAAGUGAUAGGCGCAACUUAAUAGCAGAGAAUGAGCGGGUGAUCAACCAGAAGCUGCAGGAACAAAAUGCCAUGCGAAUUGCUGGACUUAAAAGCAAUGUGGAUGCUCUACAGAAAGAGAUUAAUGAGCUAAAGGAGAGAACCUGCAUUUUAUGCUAAGAAAACUUUGCUCUGUGACAGAUUCUGUUUCAGGUUAGGAGAAUGCUCUGUAGGGCCUGAAGCUUCUGAGAAAUGUGUUACAUGUGUAUUGUAUUUGCAAUAUUAAAUCCACAAAACUGCUGGAUGUUUAGUGAGUAAGUUUAAUAAAAUAUGUUUUUUGAAA